AGUGACAGUCGUGUAAUCGCUUUACAUCACCGAAGAUGGGUUACGAAAUUAAGUUUUAACGAUACGAAAAUAUUAUAUUUUUAUACUUAGCAUGAUAGAAUGUCUUAAAAUGUUCCAGAAUAAUAAUUUAUAUUGCAUCUUGUUAUUUUUAUAGUAUUUUAUAGUUAUUUAAAAAAGUGUAACCUCCAUUAUGUUUGCUCAAAAUUCAUAUUACCAUAUAAAUUCUAUCAUAAAAUAUCCUUGGAAGCAAUGUAAACAGUGCAUAAAACUACUAUCGUCUCAAGUUUUGGAGCAUAACGUUGUUAAUGAAGGUCCUUGGAAUUUGUACACGGAAAAGGUAGCCAACAAAAUUUUAAGUCCAGAUACUCAUCAAGAAAAGGUUGUGCAGCAUCUACAAAAAGUUUAUCAAGAAGUAACAACGUUUAAUCGACCUACAAUACAAUCACCGCAGAAUGCCUUAUUUAGAUUUUUUAAGAGAAAAGAACCGGAAAAGAUUAUAGCACCUAAAGGCCUUUACAUAUAUGGAAGUGUAGGAGGAGGUAAAACCAUGCUAAUGGACCUAUUUUAUGAAACAGUGCCCAUUAAAGAAAAACUUAGAGUGCACUUUAAUUCAUUCAUGUUGAAUAUACAUUCAAGAAUUCACGAACUGAAGAUUCAAUCAGGAAAAGGUGCAAGUUCCUUUAGAGAUGAGGCCUCAAAACCUUUUGAUCCAAUACCUCCAGUGGCCGCUGAUAUCACACAGGAGUCAUGGCUUAUCUGUUUUGAUGAAUUUCAAGUAACAGAUAUAGGAGAUGCAAUGAUUCUAAAGCGACUGUUCACUCAACUCUUUGAUAAUGGUUGUGUUAUCAUAGCAACAAGUAAUAGGAAGCCUGAUGACUUAUAUAAAAAUGGUUUGCAAAGAUCAAACUUUCUUCCUUUCAUACCUAUAUUAAAGGAGCACUGUUCAGUUAUACAAUUAGAUUCCGGUAUAGAUUAUAGGCUAAGGGGCUCUGGUAAUAAGUAUAGUAAGUUUUUCAUUAAUAGUGAACUGAAUGAAGAUAAUAAUGCUGUCGAUACCCUUUUUAAAUAUCUUGUAUCAAUGGAGACUGAUACUGUUAGACCUAGAGUUAUCAACAUCAUGGGAAGAAAUGUGAAGUUUGCUAAAUCCUGUGGCAGAGUCCUGGAUUCAACAUUUGAAGAGCUAUGUGAUAGGCCACUGGGUGCUAGUGAUUAUCUUGUGAUAUCAAAGACGUUUCAUACUGUGUUCAUAAGGAAUCUUCCACAACUAUCUAUAAUGAAACAUAGAUCUCAGCUUCGUAGAUUUAUUACCCUUAUUGACACCUUGUAUGAUAACAGAGUUAGAGUUGUUAUUGUUGCGGAUUGUGAACCAAAAGAUCUCUUUAGAAUGGAGGAAAAAGAUGAAUUUGGGGAUGCGGAUAGAGCUCUUAUGGACGAUUUGAAGAUAACUAAAGAUUCGGAUGAUGCCAAGGCAGCCAUAUUCACUGGAGAAGAAGAAAUGUUUGCGUGUGAUAGAUGUCUUUCGCGUAUCAUGGAAAUGCAAACAGAUGAAUAUUGGGAUAAAUGGGGGAAGAACGUCAACUGAUUGUAACAAUAAAUAUAGUUAAUUUAUAAAACCCGACUGACCGGAGGAUCACUAUAAAACAAAUAUUCAUAAUUCUUUAUUAAUUAUAAAAUAAUUUAAAGCAACAUCAGCCUAUUUGUGGUGCUAUCUGGCAUCAGACUAUUGCCAUGAAGUAGGUUAAGCUUACUCGGAAUGGUAAAUAUUUUUCCAUUAUCUUUUAACACAAAAAUCACAUAUGUUUAAAAUAGGUACUAACAAUUCAAAAUUCAAAUCAGUCAAGUUGUUUUUGGAACAGAUGAACGAAUACACAUAAGCCUUAAUUCUCUUAAUGGUCAGUCGGGUAAAAUAUCCUUAGUAAAUGUGUUCUUUAUCUUAGUCAAAACUAACCAUUUAACAUAUCUUAAUAUUGUACCUAAUGUUUUGUCGUUUUUGUAAUAUAGCAAUAGUGUUGAGUACCAUUAGUACAAAGAAACAUUAUUAGGUAAAUAGUUAAUGCAGUAUUAACAGUCAUUUCCAACGUAAUUAGAGAUUUGUUAUUUAGUGUUAUAUAUUUAUUAAAAAGUAGUCUUGUAUAGUAGAAAAUAGAUGUUCGAUGAAAUUGUUUUCGUAUACAUUUUUUUUUAAUUUAUUCUCGAUCGCACAACGAGGUACUAUGUUCAUAUUAAUUUGUUAUAUACUUGUGUACAAAUAAAUAAAAGAAAUGUUUUAUA
Molecule: messenger RNA, 2271 nt
Organism: Papilio xuthus (Asian swallowtail)
Lineage: Eukaryota; Metazoa; Arthropoda; Insecta; Lepidoptera; Papilionidae
Product: putative ATPase N2B
Exons: 7
Coding region: 191-1582 (463 amino acids)
Cellular component (GO): mitochondrion; cytoplasm
Molecular function (GO): ATP hydrolysis activity; ATP binding
Source: RefSeq, a predicted model, not a curated record